ACAGUAUGGAGAAGAGCCAGUAUGGACCCCCCCAGGACUUGUCUGCUCCCCCCUACCCAGGCCCCCCGGCGGGCUACCAGGGAAGUGGGGGGGGAACAGCCUACCCCUCUCAGCCUGGCUUCCAGGGAGGUCCCCAACCCGGCAUGUACCCACCACCUCCCCAAUACGGCACGGGCAUGGCACAACCUACAAACGUCCCCAGCGUAACCCAGGUGGUGGUGAUGCAGCAGCCGCUGCCAAGAGACGUACCCGGCCAGAUGAUGUGUCCCCACUGUCAGGUCCCGGUUCUGACAGAGACCACACACGCCACUGGACUGCUCACCUGGGUCAUCUGUGGAUCACUCGGCUUCUUCCUGUGCUGGCCAUGCUGUUUGAUUCCAUUCUGUGUUGACUCCUGUAAGGACGUAGAACACCGCUGCCCCAACUGCAGGAAAUUGAUCCACAUCCACAAACGCAUGUGAACAGACCAAGAUGAGACACCUGCCACAAAGUGAUCCACAUCCACAACUAGCCCCGGCCCACAGCCACUGCUGCCACAAAGUGAUCCACAUCCACAACUAGCCCCGGCCCACAGCCACUGCUGCCACAAAGUGAUUUACAUCCACAUCCACAACUCCUCAUGAAAAUAGAAAUAUCUGAAAUGACUACUGGAAGACCAGCUUAACAUUGCCUAGUGUCAGAGUGUAACAAGCUAAGGCCACUUCUAGCAGACUCUUUACACUGAUUGUAAUAUAUGUUUUCUUUCAUUCUGUGAAUCUUCAUGUUAGACAGAAAGUAGGAUUCUAUUUGUAUUGACGUUGGUAUUGAUUGGUUGUUGGGUUUUUUAAAGGGACAGUCCACAGUUGAAACAAAAAAAAAGCUGAACCCUGCCUGUUUUUGUAAAAAGCUGUGGGAUGGGUCUGGAGAAGUGUAACCACUCUAAGACAGAGCUAUGCAUGCACUGACUGACCAUCCAAAAGUAUAUCUUUAUCAAUGUUUUGGGCUAUACAGUGCUAUGUUUACAUUUACAAACAUUGGAGCAAAACAAGCUGAUAUUUCGGGUUCUGAUGGGGUACAACAGUUGAACUAAACUCAUAAGGCAGAAUAAGUUAUAUUCUUCAAGAUCCAAAAAAUGGAUGCAUUAACUGCUGAUUGCCCCUUUAAUUGAUUAACAAUAAUUGUUUUAAUAAAGUCAAUAAUGACUUUGACUUUUGA
This is a messenger RNA of Oncorhynchus gorbuscha (pink salmon), 1194 nucleotides long. Its product is annotated as lipopolysaccharide-induced tumor necrosis factor-alpha factor homolog. Gene Ontology annotation, molecular function: zinc ion binding. The record is from RefSeq and is a predicted model, not a curated record. Lineage: Eukaryota; Metazoa; Chordata; Actinopteri; Salmoniformes; Salmonidae.